Megalobrama amblycephala (Wuchang bream) is the source of this 1365-nucleotide messenger RNA. Its product is annotated as myelin protein zero-like protein 2. Bases 87 to 683 code for a protein of 198 amino acids. Gene Ontology annotation, biological process: cell-cell adhesion. The transcript has 4 exons. The record is from RefSeq and is a predicted model, not a curated record. Gene Ontology annotation, cellular component: membrane. Lineage: Eukaryota; Metazoa; Chordata; Actinopteri; Cypriniformes; Xenocyprididae.
CGCGUCCAUGUGUCUCAGACUUUGAUUGAGUGUGUGUGUGUGAUCAGUCUCGUGCGUGUUCGACGGGCUCAUAUGAGGAGGAGGAGAUGAUGAUGAUGAUGAUGAUGAUGAUGAUGAUGGUCGCCGCCUCAGGCUGGUGUGUCGCCGGUAUCCGAGUGUUCACGGCCGGUGAAGUGAAGACUGUUAACGGGACAGACUUGCGUCUCAAAUGCACCUUCCAGACUUCAUCUGCGAUCCGAGCGGCGAGUGUCACGGUGUCCUGGAGCUUCAGGCCACUCGGACCCGGACAAGAGGAGACGGUGUUUUAUUAUCACGAGAAGCCCUAUCCUCCUGUGGACGGCCGCUUCCGGAAGAAAGUGGAUUGGGCAGGAGACGUCAGUGGCCGCGAUGCGUCCAUAGUGCUGCGGAAAGUGCCGUUUAGUUUCAACGGGACGUUCAGCUGUCAGGUGAAAAACCCCCCAGAUGUGCACGGUAACGUCGGUGAGGUGCGUCUAAGAGUCGUCACUACAGCCUCGCUCUCUGAGAUUGUGAUUCUCUGUGUGGCCAUUGGAGGCGCCAUUCUGUUGAUUCUUCUGGUGGUGAUGAUGGUCGUGUUCGUGCGUCGCAGUCACAGACGGAGGAAUAAUCCAGAACAAAACCACAUGAUCCUGCGACAAGAGCAGAAGGUCCUGACGGGCUGGUGAGGCAUUCGCUCGGAAAGAUCGGAUGAGCUUUGCUUCUGAAAUCAUUUCACAUCAUAAACUCACACACACGUGGUUUCCCUCGAUAUCUCACCGAUUGUCAGGAGUUUUCUGGAGUUGGGUGAUGUGCCUUCAUCUGUAACUCAUUAGUCAUCAAGCGUCAGUAUAACUCAUAUUCAUCUUACAGAUCACGUGUGUUUAGAAGUGUCACGGCUUCUGCUCAGGAAUCAACAUGUUUUCUUCAGAAUUUGUACGGAUCUUGCUCUUUUGUGUAAUGAAGGGACAGGUUUGUACUUCUCUGGUAACGGGCAGACCUUGGUUGCUAUGGUUAACUCUCUUCACCUCACAGAGGUUUGCACUGCUAUUGCACACACACUGCAUGAUGAUGAUGAUGAUGAGGAAGAGACACAUCCACACUGACUGAAAGAAUCACUGCAGGAACUGCUGUCUGUCGCCCCCUGUGUGUCGAUCUGAGCACUGCACCCUGCCUGAACACACAGAAUAUCACUGUUCUGUACAGGAAGAUGAAAUUCAACACGACAGCACACACACACCAAUGCUUUUCCAUCACUAAAUCUACAUUAAAGAGCACACAAGGUUUUAUUGUGUAAUUUCAUGUUAUUUGCAUUUUUGUUCUUGAGUUUUAUCAUAAAAAUAAACAUGAAGGAAUUGGUUUUAAUGAUAA